Molecule: messenger RNA, 1801 nt
Organism: Talpa occidentalis (Iberian mole)
Lineage: Eukaryota; Metazoa; Chordata; Mammalia; Eulipotyphla; Talpidae
Gene: CTSA
Product: cathepsin A
Exons: 15
Coding region: 30-1460 (476 amino acids)
Biological process (GO): proteolysis
Molecular function (GO): serine-type carboxypeptidase activity
Source: RefSeq, a predicted model, not a curated record
CUGGAGAGCAAGGACGCGGGGGAGCCGAGAUGGCCCGAGCCGCGCUGUCGCCGCCCUUCCUCCUGCUGCUGCUGCUGUCCGGGGCGCCCCGAGGCCAGGCGGCCCCCGACCAGGACGAGGUCCAGUGCCUGCCCGGGCUGGCCAAGCAGCCGGCUUUCCGCCAGUACUCCGGCUACCUCAAGGGCUCCGGCUCCAAGCGCCUCCACUACUGGUUCGUGGAGUCCCAGAAGGAUCCCAAGAAGAGCCCUUUGGUGCUCUGGCUGAACGGGGGGCCGGGCUGCAGCUCCCUGGACGGCUUCCUCACAGAGCAUGGCCCCUUCCUGAUCCAGCCAGAUGGUGUCACCCUGGAGUACAACCCCUAUUCUUGGAACCUGAUUGCCAACGUGCUGUACCUCGAGUCCCCAGCCGGGGUGGGCUUCUCCUACUCCACUGACAAGUUUUAUGCGACCAAUGACACCGAGGUGGCCCAGAGCAAUUUUGAGGCCCUUCAAGAUUUCUUCCGCCUCUUCCCUGAGUACAAGGACAACGAGCUUUUCCUGACGGGAGAGAGCUAUGCUGGCAUCUAUAUCCCUACCCUGGCUGUGUUGGUCAUGGAGGACCCUAGCAUGAACCUUCAGGGACUGGCUGUGGGCAAUGGACUAUCUUCCUAUGAGCAGAAUGACAACUCCCUGGUCUACUUCGCCUACUACCAUGGUCUUCUGGGGAACAGGCUCUGGUCUUCCCUCCAGGACCACUGCUGCUCCCAAAACAAGUGUAACUUCUAUGACAACAAAGACCCAGAGUGUGUGACCAAUCUUCAGGAAGUGUCCCGCAUCGUUGGCAACUCUGGCCUCAACAUCUACAACCUCUACGCCCCAUGUGCUGGGGGAGUGCCUGGUGAUGUGAGCUACAAGAAGGACACUGUCGUGAUCCAGGAUCUGGGCAACCUCUUCACCCGCCUGCCGCUCAAGCGGACGUUACAUAAGGCCCUGCUGCGUUCUGGAGAGAAAGUGCGCCUGGACCCCCCCUGCACCAACACCACAGCCGCCUCCACCUACCUCAACAACCCCUACGUGCGGAAGGCCCUCCACAUCCCCGAGCAGCUACCCCACUGGGACAUGUGCAACUUCUUGGUGAAUUUACAGUACCGCCGCCUCUACCAAAGCAUGAACUCCCAGUACCUCAAGCUGCUCAGCACACAGAAAUACCGGAUCCUGCUAUACAACGGAGAUGUGGACAUGGCCUGCAAUUUCAUGGGGGAUGAGUGGUUUGUGGAUUCCCUCAACCAGAAGGUGGAGGUACAGCGCCGGCCCUGGUUAGUGAACUACGGGGACAGCGGGGAGCAGAUUGCUGGCUUCGUGAAAGAGUUCUCCCACAUCGCUUUUCUCACCAUCAAGGGCGCUGGCCACAUGGUCCCCACUGACAAGCCCCAGGCUGCUCUCACCAUGUUCUCCCGCUUCCUGAAUAAGGAGCCAUACUGAUGACCUCGGGGCCAGCCCUCACUGCCUGACCCAGCCCCUCCCAGCCUCUCCUGCUAGAAAGGAGAUCCUCCUUUAUGCAAAACACCCCUGCAGGACAGGUCCCUGCCCCCCUGCAAAGCCCUGUGGAUUCCAGACGGGGCCCCAGUGCCUCUCAUAGACAGCACUUUAUUCCUGAUUGGGGUGGGGUCUGGCUGCCUCCCUGCUUUUAGAAUGCACUGAUCCCACCCCAAAAACAACAGAGCUCAGGGCAGCCCACUGGAGGGAGAUGCUGGACUAUAAUUGAUGGACUGACCGUGAUGAUGGAAUUAAAUUGGGUACAGCUUAAAACCCUGUCUUCUCUG